AUGGAAGCAGAAGGAAAAGAGGUGGAGAAAAAUUGGGGGAAAGGGGGAGGCUGCUCGCCCAGAGCCAGACAGCCGCUCGUCCACACGGCCAAGGGACGGACGGCGCAGGACACGGAGAAGCCGGAGCAGAAGUCGCACCUUUCUGCCAUGUGGCCACCAAGAGCGUCUAGUGACAUACUCCAGAUGAGGAUUACACAUCACUGCCACUGGGCAGCCCCAGCGCUGCGGCUCUCGUCCCUCAUCCUCCUGCUGCCGACCUGCCUGUCCCUUGAGGAGACCUUACUUCCAGUGCCCCCCGCCGCGGCUAACGCCUCCCAGGGCCUCCCCGGGGCCAUCAUCAUCGGCGUGCGGAAGGGCGGCACCCGGGCCCUGCUGGAGAUGCUGGACCUGCACCCGGCUGUGGCGGCUGCCCCGGCAGAGGUGCACUUCUUCGACCUGGAUGAGAACUACCGGCACGGGCUGGGCUGGUACCGGGCUCAGAUGCCCGCCUCUCUCCCGGGUCAGCUGACGGUGGAGAAGACGCCGGGUUACUUUGCGUCGCCUAAGGCUCCGGCACGAGUGCGGCACAUGGACCGGGCCGUGCGGCUGCUGCUCAUCGUCCGUGACCCGGUCCAGCGGCUCGUCUCAGACUACACGCAGGUGCUCCGCAACCGCCAGCUACGCAAGAAGCCCUACCCGGCGCUGGAGGAGCUGCUUUUGCGCCAGGGCAGGGUCAACCCUGGCUACCGGGCUCUCCAGCGGAGCCUGUACCACCUGCACCUGCGCCGCUGGCUGGCCCACUUCCCCAGGGCCCAGAUCCACGUGGUGGAUGGCGAUGCCCUCGUCCGUGACCCCCUCCCUGAGCUGAAGAGGACUGAGCGCUUCCUGGGGCUGCCGGCACGCAUCGGAGCCGCCAACUUCUACUUCAAUGCCACGAAGGGAUUCUACUGCCUUCGCCCCCUUGGCGGCCAUGACAGGUGCCUGGAUGAGUCCAAGGGCCGCGCCCACGCCCCGCUGGCUGCCGCGGUACUCCGCGCCCUCUGCCGAUUCUUCAGGGAGCCCAACCACACAUUCUUCCGUUUGGUGGGUCGCUCCUUCGACUGGUGCUGAUGCACUGCCUGUCAUCGUCUGCCAGUCAUCGGUGACGAAAAGCAGUAAGGGGAAGCCUAUUCAGAGACCCUUAGGACCGAGGACCACCAGCUGUGGGUAUGUCUGUAUAAAACACCGAGGGUCCCCUCGCAAGCCUCGACUUCGGGGAUAAGAGAGGCGGCGAACUGUCUGGGUCACGUCCUGUGGCAAGCCGGUGUUACUCUUUGGACCUGAAUGGCGUCUGAGUGCUGAAGACGGAAACUGUCUAGUCGUUUUUUGAGUCCCUUCCCCCUUUCUGCCUCUGCAUUGCCCAGCAAGACUACAAAACAACACUGUAAGCUUCAUCACACGGCACAAAGUGCAGCAGUUCUAGAAUUAUUUAAUAAUGCUGAGGCCAGCCAGCUGACAUGUGCAGUUGUAUACAAGGACAUUCAAUGAGGAGUCCAGCUUGUACUCGCAGACAAAGAUAACUGAAGAGACAGCCGCGCUACCCUGAUGUCAGACACGACCUCUAUUUCCGUCAUAUCCUCGGAACGUCCAGAACGGGAAAGCCAACUGCUUCAUAACAAACCGACUCACAAAUUCACACAAAGACACUGGCAGUGGACAAUGAGCAUCACCUGUGACCUGCAAGCCUGUAAUAAUUGGGGACAAGAUCUGAGAAGGAACUCAGAGCACAGUCAUCCAUUGACUUACACCCUAUCGAGUAACGUCCGAUCGUACUUACGUCCACGGCCCCAUAAGAGCCGUAGUAAAAUUUGUCGAGAGACGUCUGAAGCAGAUGCAGUGGGCAUUAGCGGGCAUGCGACAAGAACCAAAACAAACAGAUUAUGCUGCCACUGUAGAGCUUUGCAGAAAUUCAUGUGAUAUUGUAUCUUAUGUUAUACAGUAUAUUUGACUUCUUUCCUUAUAAUGAUCGAGAUGCAUCCAGAUUGACUUAAGUCCACGAUUUCGGAACAUAACCAGGACGUAAGUCUAUAAUAAUAAUGAUAUAAAAUAAUGGCAUAAAGUAUUAAUAUAAAGGAAAUUAAAACCUUAUACACAAGAGAUUGUAAGUGUAGCAGGUGUCUGUUGCAUUACUAGAUAAGAUAUACUAGUUAUGGUAGUGAUACUGUCCUUCCCUGAAGUCUGUUUCACCUUCCAACUUGCUGUCUUAUUAGAACAAUUCAGCAACUGCUUUGCAGACAUGGUCCAAAGCAUGGCCUUGGCGGGACAUGAACCAGCAACCUUCAGGAUAUAAGCUUGUGUCAUGAUCCACCUUUUUCAGUUGAUCAAAGUUCCAUGGGUUGUUGAUUUGUGCAGAGUAAAUG
Messenger RNA from Paramormyrops kingsleyae, 2378 nucleotides. Lineage: Eukaryota; Metazoa; Chordata; Actinopteri; Osteoglossiformes; Mormyridae. The record is from RefSeq and is a predicted model, not a curated record.